This is a messenger RNA of Desarmillaria tabescens, 396 nucleotides long. RefSeq lists its product as uncharacterized. The record is from RefSeq and is a predicted model, not a curated record. The coding region runs from base 123 to 341 and encodes 72 amino acids. NCBI's taxonomy places the organism in Eukaryota, Fungi, Basidiomycota, Agaricomycetes, Agaricales, Physalacriaceae. The transcript has 2 exons.
GAAGCAAAACUUUAACCAUCGGAAGAGAAAGCGCGAAGUCGUUGACAUGGCUGUGGAGUGCAAGGCUGACCGCCGGACAUCCGCUGGCAUGAUAGACGAUAUCAUUAUGGCGCUUUGCAUACAUGUCUCGAAUAAGAGUCUCCUUAUCCUCAGUUUUUACUGCCUACCUCUUCUUUUCCUUAGCUUCCCUUCAGCAGGCAUACAUCUAUGAUUGUCGUAGAUAUCAAUCGGUGGGCUCGUACAUUUGGUCAGGGCAGAUAUGCCUCGUCGGUGCCGCGCUCACAUUCCAAAGCUUUGAGAGAAUGUGUAAACUCGAUAUUCAUUUUUUUCUACGCUCAUAAAUAGCCUGAAUAAAUGUACCGAGUAGUAAAAAAACCAAGUUAAUAUUUGCUUAUA